Molecule: messenger RNA, 806 nt
Organism: Chaetomium fimeti
Lineage: Eukaryota; Fungi; Ascomycota; Sordariomycetes; Sordariales; Chaetomiaceae
Product: ESCRT-1 complex, Vps28 subunit
Exons: 4
Coding region: 93-803 (236 amino acids)
Biological process (GO): protein transport to vacuole involved in ubiquitin-dependent protein catabolic process via the multivesicular body sorting pathway
Cellular component (GO): ESCRT I complex
Molecular function (GO): protein-containing complex binding
Source: RefSeq, a predicted model, not a curated record
UCCAACGUGCCAACCCAGCCGCGUCACUGUGUUUCUCGGCAUCAUCGCCCGAUAACGAUAGCAGCUCCUCGUCAUAGGUACCUUGCUCAGUUAUGAUACCACGGCAGCCUUACGCGCCAACACCGCACAGCUAUGUACCGAAUUCGACGCUAUCGGCAACCAUAAACCUCGACGAGGAGGUCAAGCUCGCCGACACACGCGCCGAGCGCGACUUGCAGGACUCCCUCGCCGAGAUCUUUAGCAUCAUCGUUACGAUCGACGAGCUUGAGAAGGCGUUCCUCAAAGAUGCCAUCCCCGAGGCCGAUUACACCGAGAUCUGCGAACGGUCGCUGAAACAAUACAAGUCACUGGUCGCCGACGAGACAGUUGCAAAGGCAUUCGUGGGGUUGGAGGAGUUUAAGGCUGAGUGGGAUCUCGAAGUCCCCCGCGCAACGGAGAGAAUACGAGUGGGCAUGCCCUCAACUGCCGUAACGGCCAGCUCUGGCGCCGCCCCUACACCGGCCACGUCGGGAAACACCAGCGGCACGCUGAUUCUGGAAGCGACGCAAGAUUUUAUUACAUUCUUAGACGCGCUACGGUUGGGGUUGCUGGCGAAGGACCAACUGCACCCCCUCCUGACAGACGUAAUCCAGUCGGUGAACAAGGUGACGGACCGGGACUUCGAGAACAGGGGCAAGAUUGUGCAGUGGCUUAUCACGCUGAACCAGAUGAAGGCGACGGAGGAGUUGGGCGAGGACCAGGCGCGGGAGUUGGAGCUAGACAUCAACUCAGCAUAUCAGGGAUUCAAGAGCACCCUUUCAUAAACA